Messenger RNA from Vollenhovia emeryi, 2113 nucleotides. RefSeq names its product protein PTCD3 homolog, mitochondrial. The transcript is spliced from 10 exons. Gene Ontology annotation, biological process: mitochondrial translation. Gene Ontology annotation, cellular component: mitochondrion. Gene Ontology annotation, molecular function: ribosomal small subunit binding; protein binding; rRNA binding. NCBI's taxonomy places the organism in Eukaryota, Metazoa, Arthropoda, Insecta, Hymenoptera, Formicidae. Bases 137 to 2089 code for a protein of 650 amino acids. The record is from RefSeq and is a predicted model, not a curated record.
GCAUGCGGGCGCGUUUGAUUCCAACCUAACCUAACCCUGCGACCUCCGGUCUAACCUCGAAACUUGCGGGCUGCAGGGAUCAUCGAGGGAGGAAAAAUAUAACAGAGAAUUGCUCUCCUUCUUCACAAGCGACAUCAUGAAUUCUUUAGCGAGAAUCUCGCGUAGGAAACUGUACCAGGAGUUGGCGGUGCGGUCGCAGUCGACCACGUCAACCUCGGAUAUUCGUAUCCCAAACAGAAUAGAACGCGGUUCGACAGAUAUCCUCAAGGCUUUGGAAGGUACGAUAUCCAGGGAUUACACCGCGCCACACUACAAAUAUCACGACGACCCUUACCUGGCGCCGCUGUCCAAAAUUAGCAAUCGCUCGUACGCCCUGGCGAAGGAGUCCGGAAGGAAGACCGCGAUGUGGGUUCGCCAGGAACACCCCGAUUUAUUUCAGCACAAAGUAGCUGAUCCUGAAAUUAAGGCAUUUGUACCGCUUCCCGUUUACACGGAGGAAAGUAAAGUGACGGAGGAAACGUUAUUAUACGAGAUAUCGAACAGCGACGUUGCCAAUUGCAUCAUGAUAUACGAUUUACUGAAAGGCGAGAUGACCGUACCAACCAAACAGGCGCUCUUGGAAAUGUUGUGCUUUUACAAUAAUACUGUACAUAUCAGCGAAGAAUUAUUCGAGACGCGUUGGUUUUCUUUAAACAAGAAACCGAAGAACUUGUGGAUAAAUUACCCGCAAAUCGAUGUACUGUUUGAAUUUCUGAAGGAACAGGAACCCACAGUAGCAGCCGCUGCGUAUACCGCACUGAUAUGUGGCUUAGUUAAACAUUACAAUCCGGACAAGGCUCGGCAUUUGUAUGAUGAGAGUCAAAGCAAAAAUAUACCGUUAUCCGUAGACGGAUAUAAUGCUAUAAUAUCGACGAUAUCAGUCAAAAUAGGAGAGGAGAAAGCAAAAUCAUUGAUAAUGGAUAUCUACAGAGCAAUGGCUGCAAACGGGGUUGCUCCAAACAUACAUACCUUUAAUGCUGCUCUCAGUGCGGCUGUUGCUAUGAGAAAUAAUCACGUAGCUGUAGAUUUUACACGCAACAUACUCGCCGAUAUCACGAAAUUCAAGCUAAAGCCAUCGUUAGCUACGUAUUAUUAUAUGUUGCGAAUUUUAAGUAGAUUCGGUGACGCGGCAUACAGUAACUUUAUACGAAUUUUAAAGUCUUUGAAGGAGGAGACCCUUAUCAUUCAAAGUGAAAAAGACUUACAUUUCUUUGUUACCGCGAUGGAAUUGGCGUCCCACCAGUUCUGUAAUCGUCAAGCGGGUGAAAUGGUGAACGAGCUUCUUCUCACCGGUGAAAACUACAAGUUCAUCAGCAAUAAUAUUACAGACCAUGUCUAUUACCGGAUGUAUUUAGAGUUAAUUUUGGCAACGGAAAAUCUCGAGACGUUCUUCGAGCUUUACAGCAAGCUUGUACCGCAUGUGACUAUACCGGAACCUACCGUGAUGAGUGCUAUAUUGGAAGCUCUUAAAUUACAUCCCGCGGAGACCGCCACGCGAUAUAUACCAAAACUCUGGUCGCACAUGGUCAUGUUCGGUCAUCUAGACAGGGAAGAGUUAUUAGAGAAUAUAUUGCACUUGAUGAGCGUACAUUGUAAACCCGCGCCCGAUUCUUCGUUGAAUGCGCACUUCGCAGAGUCAGCGCUCACUAUAUGGAAUCAUGUAGAAGCUCAGAAUAACAAAAGAAUGCGGCACUUCUUGAUCUCCAAUACAGUAGCGGGCAACGUCAUCCUAUUGUUGCUACGUGGAAAUAAUUUUGACAAAAUCGUAGAAAUUAUAUCAUCAUUGGUUCGUUCUCCGCACUUAAUCAAGAAUAACCAUACCAUUACAACGGAACAUAUAAACGAAAUAUUUGAACUGUGUUUAGCGGAAGCGCAUGUGCCAGCAAUUUUCACACUUCUGGAAUAUGUUACUUUCCAUAAUUUACAUGGAGCCGGGGAAAUGGCUCAAAAGCUACACAAAACUGUAUCCCUUACUCCUGCUCAGGAAAAUAUAUUAAUUAGUUUAGUGGGUAACGACGUUCUCUCAUUACAGGCCUCUGAUGAGAAUUAAUUAAUAAAGUACGUACCAUACAUA